Crotalus tigris (Tiger rattlesnake) is the source of this 6069-nucleotide messenger RNA. It is a transcript of the gene ETV2, whose product is annotated as ETS variant transcription factor 2. Gene Ontology annotation, molecular function: DNA-binding transcription factor activity, RNA polymerase II-specific; sequence-specific DNA binding. The record is from RefSeq and is a predicted model, not a curated record. NCBI's taxonomy places the organism in Eukaryota, Metazoa, Chordata, Lepidosauria, Squamata, Viperidae. The transcript has 9 exons. The coding region runs from base 4111 to 5196 and encodes 361 amino acids. Gene Ontology annotation, cellular component: nucleus. Gene Ontology annotation, biological process: cell differentiation; regulation of transcription by RNA polymerase II.
UGUUUGCGCCAGGUUACCCUCUUUAGCUCAAGCGAAUUGCUUUCAGUGGGGCCUCCUAGACUGAGGGCAGGCAAGCCUGAUGAAUUAUUUACUCACUUUAGAUCUCAACAAGACCGGAAUUGCAAACUGCUUAUAAGUUCAUGCUCAGUGAUUUCAUCUGUAAUCCUUGAUUCUGUCUCUGCUAUGUUACUGAAUGAUGCUGCUCUGUUGUUCAGUUGAUAGGGAGGCUGUUUUGGGAGCUUAGUCUACUUGGGAGACUAACCUGUUAGAUCAACAAAUGACCUCUGGGCACCCUCACAAAAUGGCUGCCACAUUGGACCACGGUGUAGCCAAUCAUUUCAUGCUCCAUGGUUGGGAGACAAUAAGAUGAGGUUACUUUUUGUUAUUUCUGGCCAGCUUUCUCCCUGCUAUUGUUCCCCAUCUUAGCUUUGUUUUAUUUUUAUUAUUUUCUCUACCAUCGGUCUCAGCAAAGAAAUAUCCUGAAAUUCCCAAGCUUUUUGUUGUUGCUGUUAUCUGAAGAUUAUUAUGGGCCCGAGUAGGAUCUGGUGGCAUUUAUGUAAAAAAACAAAAGCUUUGCUUGGCAGUAGCAGUACCCCCUAUUUAUUUACUUAGCGUAUUCUGCUUAACUAAAGGAAUUUUAAAAAAUAAUAAUUGAGGUGGUGCAGACAUUGGCAGACAUAAUGUGUCAGUGGGUAUGAAAUCAUUUUGUUAGGAUGAAGGAUAUGGUGUCCAUGAUUUCAGUCAAAUUCCAAUCAAUUUUGUCUGGGUUAGGAAAAAGUUGAGAAAAGAGUUUAUUUGAAAAGAAAACAGGAGAAGAAGUGAAAAACUUCAUUCUCAGAUGGAGACUAUUGUUAGAUUCACAUGCAGUCUGUGUCUUUGUUAAUUGAGAUUAAUUGAUAUUUAAUCAGUAAAUUGCUGAACAUUGUUGAUGUGAAUUUUGGACUGGAGUCAUUCUAAUUAAAAUGAUCUGAUCUGAUCCUCUCUCUUUAUCCUAUGAGCAGGAACAAUUUUUAAAUGAUAACAAUUAGCUGAUUAUUUAUUCUAUCUCAUGCUUCUUCUCUUUUGUCCUCAGUCAAGUCAUUGGUUAUUUAUAUGCUGGAGUACAGAGUGGCUUCAUAGCAUAAGAAUCUAGAACAGUGUUUCUCAACCUUGGCCAACCUUUAAGAUGUGUGGUCUUCAACUUCCAGAAUUGCCCAAGCAGGUGGCCAAGGUUGGGAAAUACUGAUCUAGAAGGUUCUAGAUUGGUUUAUAGUUUACUAGACCAGAAAGUUUGGGUUAUAUUUUAUUGAAUAAAUCAUUAUUGGUUGACCAUGUACAAUAAGAGGACUGUAUCUACACCUAGCACAUUUAACUUGAUUAUUUAAUUAAUCCAUAGUUUGAUUUUGCAAAUUAUGUAAACUAACCAUCUGAAUUAAAUUUGGACAGCACAAGGGGAAUAAAAAAAUGAAUCAUGAUUAAUAUUAUUUAAAUUUAGUAUGUGGUGCAAAUGCACCCAUUUGGUUUUUAGCUGACCCAAUUAAGCUGACAUCAAGUCAUGGUUUAAUAUACCUCCAUGGGUUUGUCUGCAUAAUAAACAAAUUCAAACCCCAGCAAACUAUGCUAAUGUGAUGUAUGGUUAUCAAAAUGGAAACCCACUGCAAGAAUAAUAUUGAAACACGCAUGCCUGCCACUCACUUGAAUGGAGCACGCGCAUGCUUGCCCACUGUUCACGCAAUUGAGGAUGUGCGUGGGCAUGCGUGCUGGCUGGCCAUUUCCACAGCCUGGUUGCAAACCCCAACAGCCCACAAGUUGGGGACCCCUGUGCUAAACACAGAAAAAGAAUAAGAAAUAGCAAGUCAAAGAAGUUAUAGGCAUGAAACUGGAAAAGGAAAAGGAGAUAGAGCUAUAUCUAAAUACAUUUAAAGGAAAUAUAGCUACAUCUAAAUAUAUUUAAAUAGAGGCAAGAGGAAGAUCAAAGAAAUCAAAAUGGCAGGUGCAACUAUGUGAUUGAAUCUCUGCUGUCCUAUAAAUGCCUCUGAGUUUAAGCCAACAUCCUUCACUAUACCUCCACUAUCAUAUCUUUCGGCCUUCCUUAACUCCAUUAUAUUCAUACACUGCUUUUCUUUAUCUUUUUGAGGUUCUCCUCAACUCCAUCCAACCUUGAAUUCCUCUGCCUUUCUGUCCCUCUCAACUCAUCCAAUCUUCCUUAAUUUGUUUUCCAGUUUGAUCCUUGUUCAUUCUCUCCAUACAUGACCAAACCAUCACAACAUAUUCAUUUUGCACUGGCCAUUCUCUUUUCUACUUAAUUCACGUGAAUUCAGCACUCACUCAUUCUUGACCUUAUCUCUUCUUCACAUGCACUUCUUAAAAAUCCCAUGCUAACUACAUUUACCCAACUGAAAUGCUCAUGUUUCUCUCUUCUUAUAAUGGUUUGAUAAAGGGGAAGAUACCAUAGACAUUGUUUAUCGUUUCAACUUUUGCCGCUGAAGGCAUUGUAGGGGCUGGCCAUCCAAUGAUAGAUUCCUCUUGUUAUGUGACUGCUCUUUCAUCUCUGCAGGAAAGAUCUUCCACAGAUACCAUCAAUUAACAGUUCUGUUUGAUGGGCUCCGCUGAAAGCAGGCUCACUCUGCUACCCCCUGCUGUAGAAUACACUCACUUGGCUGCGUCUGCACAACACACUUAACUGGCUCUGUAACCAACUUAUUGGUUGCAUUCACACAGUAUGUUAAUCUUGGCAAUUUUCACCUGGAUUAUUUUUUUUUCCUGGUUUAGUGUUCUGCAUGCAUCCUGGCCAUCGAGUUAAUUGGACAACCAUUUGUCUGAAAUGGUAUAGAGUUUCCUGCCUGAGCAGGGGGUUGGACUAGAGGACCUCCAAGGUCCCUUCCACCUCUGUUGUUCUGUUCUUAACUACAUGUACUUUAUUUAUUUGUAACUCAAAGGAGUGAAUCAGUAUAAGGUUAAGCCCUGUACAAACAAACUCACUGUAGAGUUCUCUUUUAGUUAGUUGGAAUUGUGCUUUUGAAACUUGGUUUCAGCGGUUUUCAUAUUUUUAAGAUAACAUGUUAUGAAACUAAUUGCAGGCUUUAAUGCUUUGUGAUAUAGCAACAGCAAUUACUAGCAGUGUUCACAGUCAUCCCAAUAGUUAAAACUAGGGGUUCCAUCCACACACAACGUGGGAAGCUCAGUUAGAAGUCAUCUUGGUUAGAUUCUCCUUAACGUGUUGUGUGAAUUCAGCCUCUUUUGCUAGUUUGUAAUUGGGUGUUUUUCACAAGUCCAAAAAAUGGGCUAAUUCAAUAAGGCUGCUGAAUGCAGUGCUAUGUUUAUUUCUAAAUCUGGUCAAUCUUUGACAGCCUCUUAUGUGCAGAACUGGGUAAGGUUCUGGAUGCCUGCACUACACAUGGUCCAUUCAGGAAAAAUAAUGCAAAUUAUAUUUUCUGGCUGCAAGGUUUGUUCCUAACGAACAGAAACUGGAUGGAUCGUGCCACUGAUGCCCCCCCCCCCCCCAGCCCUCAACCCCAAGGCCAGAUUCAGGGGAUGAUUUGGUAAUUGGGAAAUGUUUUACCCCAUUUUCUAAUUUCAUGUUUUUUAAUCAUGUUUUUGGAAAUAGAGAUAUCUGGUUUCUUCUCUGCCUGUCCAGCCAAUGUUUCAGGAAUCAGAUAAAAGAGAGGCUGCAAUAUUAUCUUUUUUUUUAAUUCAAUUUGUUUUUAAGACCUUUUUCCCCCUAAAAAAAGAUGCCCAACUUGACCUAGUGCCUUGGUCAUCUACCUCUUUCACCUUGAUGGACAACCCCCCCCCCUCAAUUGUUCCUAGAUAUUUGCUGUUGGCUGAAAAAAGUCCAGCAUUCCAACUCAGGCAGAGCAAAUGGACAGUUUCUUUUCAUUCUGGCUUCUUCUCCUCCUCCUCUUUUUCUACUACAUUUCUGAGCUCCACUGCACCUGGUUUGUGCUUUGUGGUAAGGCGUGGGGGCCCUGUGGUUUCCGGUUGCUGUUGUGCACUCCUUGUCUCAAUGCUGGGGCUGUUGCACAAUCUCACAUUAUACUUUCAGAGGCUGGUGUACCCACCCACCCACCUCGCUCCUGAGAUUCCCUGGAAAGGGCAAAGAAUGGAGCGCCCUCAAACCCAAGAGGAGCCAUGAGCCUACAAUCCAAGGAGCAGAAGAUAUUUUGUGCCACUCAAUCUUUGGGAUUUGUUUACCCGCAAGAAAUUUCUCCAAACCAGCCAUCCCAUAAGAGACCACUGCAAAGCGAUAUGGAGUCUGGGCCAGAAAGUUGGAGGGAUAACCCGGUACAAAUGGUCCCUGCUGGAGCAGAGAUUGAAGGAACAGACUUUUUGGAAGAGUACAGGAAGAUUUUCCAAGAUGAUUUUGGUGACAUAGGUUCCUGGUUUCUACCAGAAAAUGAAAUGGAGCAGCAGCUGCCAAGCUGGACUGGCGGAAGUUACCUUGCUGAACUGGAAGGUUUUGAGAAGGCGAUGCCAUGUCAUGAACCUUUUGGCUUAAAAGGCUUUCCUGAGUACACCAAGACCAUCGUGGAAUUGAAGCAAGUUUCUUCUGAUCCAGACUACAGAGAACCGUACCAUGGUGCUUCUAGAAUGGUGCUCCAACAAGACAGUGUCCCCCACAGCUUCGAGGGCUCCAGCUGCCCCCCACCAGUUCCUCAGCCUUGGUUCGUUCUGUAUUCUGAUUCUCCUGGAGAACAGGUGUCUUCUGCACAGCUUCCUCCGGGGGAUCAGCAAGAACAGCGGAAGGAAGAACCUUGGAUUGAGUCCCUUGGUCCCGAUUCAGGCAGCCAAUCCAGUGCCUUGGACAGCGACUCUUGUCAAUGUGAUUCACCAGUCAGGAGCCAGAAAAAAAGGGAACACAGAGACCAGACUGAUAGCAGGAACACCAAUACUUUACCUAGAGAUCGGGCAGGGGCCGGGCCCAUCCAGUUAUGGCGUUUUCUGCUGGAGCUGCUCCAAGAUGGCUCCUGUCAAGCCCUCAUCCGCUGGACAGGGAACGGCUGGGAAUUCAAGCUCUGUGACCCACACGAGGUGGCCAGGCGCUGGGGCAAACGCAAGAACAAGCCCCGCAUGACGUACGAGAAACUGAGUCGGGGGCUGCGCUAUUAUUACCACAAGAACAUCAUUCACAAGACUAGUGGCCAGCGCUACGUCUACCGCUUUGUUUGCGACAUUCAGGGUCUCCUGGCUGAAUUGGAUAACAAGUUGCGGAUUUAGCAUGCAACCGUCUUAAGAGAACCUUUUCUUCAUUCCUUACGCACCCAAAACCUCAGAAGGGCUCAGAAGAGCUAGCAGGACCGGCUUCUUUGGAGAAGACUCUGCUUCCUUUAAGCUAUGCCUAAAACGAGGGUGUGAGAACUGGCUGGCUGUGGGCUGCAGAGUAGGGGGGGGCAGACCCUCUCUGGAUUGGGCAGGGCAAAAAAUAGUGGGGGGGGGAGUUGGGGGGGGGAGUCUUGCUUUUGUGGGAUAGGUAAAAAUACCCCCCCCCCCAAAAAAAUAGAAUUCGGGUCUUGAUUCUAGCUUUAGAGAAGACAGGCAGGGAAGCAGCCAAUCACACUGGCUAAAAGUAUAGAUUAGCAGAAGUUUGGCAAAUAAAGGCAUGGCUGUUACUCCUCUUGAUUGAAGGAGUGAGAACUAGCAAGUUUUGAACAGCAUUAAAUAUCUGGAUUUUCAUAGGCGUUUUGGAGGAGGACUGCCAUUUCUGAGGCUAUCUGCUCUCCCUCACACACACCCCAUCCCCUCCUUCUCCUUUAGCCAUUAUUAAACCAUUUAAAACAGGGCUCUGCCUCUUGAAAGAAGAAAAAGAGGUUCUCCAUGGUGGCUUCAACUCCUUCUGGGGAGGGGGGGGAAAUGGCCCCCUUCCUAAUUGCUUUUAAGCAGGCCUUAAGUAUCUGCGUCAAUCUGUGCCUUCAUAAGGAAAACGAUGAGCUGGCUCUUUAAACAGUCGCUGCUGUUCAGAGGGCAAAAUUAUAUCCAUCUCAAUCAGGAAACUUUUGGAAAAUGUAGACUUUGUUUUUGUUAUACUGAUUGUAAAUUACAUUCAUUCUGAAAGUUGGCAUAUAAAACCUGAAAUAAACUAAAAAAAACAUG